Messenger RNA from Saccostrea echinata, 305 nucleotides. Its product is annotated as leech-derived tryptase inhibitor C-like. Lineage: Eukaryota; Metazoa; Mollusca; Bivalvia; Ostreida; Ostreidae. The coding region runs from base 6 to 233 and encodes 75 amino acids. The record is from RefSeq and is a predicted model, not a curated record. The transcript has 3 exons. Gene Ontology annotation, molecular function: protein binding.
UCAGAAUGUUUGGUGGAACUACUGUCUUAUUCUUCGUUGUGACAUUAUUCUUGGUAGCCCCAAGUGAAGGUUAUUAUGGUUACAAUGGAGGAUGUGUGUGUACUCAAGAAUAUGAUCCUGUAUGUGGCGUAAAUGGACGAACGUAUUCCAAUUUUGGAUGUCUGGCAUGCGCUGGUGUUCCAAUGGCUUGCAGAGGAGAAUGUCCAUGUUACAAACGUUUUAGACGCUACUGAACUUAACGACAACAACUCUUUACAGUUAUUGUGAAAACUGUAUUCUAAUAAAGUCGUGUUAAAAACUGACAA